Ambispora leptoticha is the source of this 1688-nucleotide messenger RNA. The record is from the annotation of a GenBank genome assembly. NCBI's taxonomy places the organism in Eukaryota, Fungi, Glomeromycota, Glomeromycetes, Archaeosporales, Ambisporaceae.
AUCCCACGUUACGAAUCGUUGAUUUUGUGUGCGUGGCUAUGAUGAUACUUAUUCGAGACGAGCUUCUCGAAAGUGAUUACGCGGGAUGUCUCAGUAUGUUGAUGCGAUACCCACCUGUCCCGGAUGUAGACUUUUUAGUAAAACAAGCAAUAUAUCUCCGGGAUCAUAUGACAACUGACGGUGGUGCUCAAGUAAUUCUGCAGAAUGCAAUUCGAUCUGGUAAAACUAUCACACCACAUAUCACCACCGAUGCUACUGAUCGUGAGCCAAAUCGUAAUUCCAUCUCGACUGGCUCGUUGGACGGUCUGGUUCCGGAUGGAUUUGUGCAUGUUACCAAAAAUGUGCUAGAAAGUCGAAGUGCUGUCGCGCUUAAUAAGGCGAUUCUCUCUGCUGUUGGGGAAGUAAAGAAAAAUGUGCUUAGACGUCCAGAGAAUUUAUCACAUGAAAAUCAAUCUGCUACUGUCGAUGCAUCCUCAUCUGCUGGUGAACUUGCCCGACUACGGGAACAAAAUCGACAGAUGGCUGGUGUUGUAUCAAAAAGCAUUGAAUUACUUGAACAAGAACUUUUUGUUCGACAAAAGAAUCGAGAGGCACAAAAUCUAACAGAGCAAGAAAAAAUUGAAAAAAGUUCAGAUGGAUCUCGUUCAUCAUUUGACGAGGUUGUUAGCAGUAAUGAAGAAAAUUCGGCACUUACUGCAAAUGAGAUCUCUAUUCUUCACGCGUUGACAGGUCUCAAACAUGUUCGAGAUGUAUUGGAUGGUACUACACGAGAUUUUAAUCCAGGAGUAUUUUAUGGUUCUAAUCAUAGUUCGGGCGAAGAACAGGAUCACUGGGAAGUUGUUGACGAUGAAGUCAGUGUAGUAAGCGUACUAAGUACUGCUGGAGAAGACGAUGAAACAAGUUCUACCGCAAAAGAUGGAAUCCAAUCAAAGCAUGACAAAAGUUCGUCUGUUACAAAUUCUCUAAAGUCAACAUUGUCGAAUAAUGAUGUGUCUUCAAUAUCCAAAUCUGUUCCAAGAACUCCCUCACCUUCGCCAUCUUAUACAUCAUAUUCAUCUAGUCAUAAUGAUACAAAACAUGUGUUAAAGAAAAGUUCUUCCGAUUCUAUAGCAAAUAAUUCCGCGUCCACUAAUACCAAUGUUCGGCAGCGUACCAGCUCAUCAUCUUCAACAAGAAGUAGGCCUCAAUCGAUUGUCUUUUCCAAACCUAAAAUUAAUUUAGAUGAUGUCCUCGAGGACGUGGCAAAAAGUGAGCCUCAAGGCAAAAUUAAUCCACCGAAAGCUACUAUCUCCUCCAAUUCCAAAUAUAGUUGGAUGGUAGAAGGAGCGGAAAAUGACGAAAAUUCACUGUUUAAUCCGAAACGUGUAGUUUCAAUAAAUAGAAGCUCUGAAGAUGAUAUCUUUAAUCAACCUCCAUCUUCUCCAAAACAACGACGUAUAAGUAAUGUUCGGAGUUCAAUAUCAACUACUAAUACCCCUUUGGCAACUAAUCGAAUUGAUUUGAAUGAUCCGGUGGAUCCACUUGGCGCUACACCUUUUCCAUCUAAAAAUAAUGUUAUUAGCCGAGAUAGAAGUGAAAGUGUAGGUUCAACGUCAUCAUUUGACAAUACACGAUCGAAAAACAGUGUGACUGCAAUCUCUAUUGUACCAACAUCUAAACACACAGAAGACCCGUUGGGUGUUUUGUGA